Molecule: messenger RNA, 476 nt
Organism: Colletotrichum godetiae
Lineage: Eukaryota; Fungi; Ascomycota; Sordariomycetes; Glomerellales; Glomerellaceae
Exons: 3
Coding region: 154-447 (97 amino acids)
Source: RefSeq, a predicted model, not a curated record
GCAUGGCCUGUGGUAUCAGAAUGCGAUUCCAUGUCUGCUUGUUGGCACUGGAUACCUAUCGACGGUGACAUAGCAUAUGCGGGCGGGGUGUGCGGUCCGACGAUAUCUUCUUGAACAGCCUCCGUCUCGUCACAAAGUGUCGGCGUGGCCGCAAUGGGCGCCAACAGAUACUGUAUGGAGGUUCGAGAAGGCAUUGCUAUCGGAGGGUUUGCUGAGUAUGUUGUUGGGUAUUGCCGCACUAUUUAUGUCGAUGAUUCAAACUGCGCACCUGUUGCUCUUCGCCAAAUUAGGCAUGCCAAACUUGCGCAGGUGGUGCCGAGUACUGGUCGUCAAUGGUCGUCACGGCCGUGGAGAUGGCUGUUGAUUUUCGUGCCAGCUUGCACGAGUCCGCGUGUCGGACAAGGAUUCGGGUCGGCGAAGCGGAAGCGCCUGGCUAGAAUAUUGUGAAGCUCUGCCAACACGAAGAUGAGUGUAAG